Molecule: messenger RNA, 1096 nt
Organism: Ilex paraguariensis (yerba mate)
Lineage: Eukaryota; Viridiplantae; Streptophyta; Magnoliopsida; Aquifoliales; Aquifoliaceae
Source: the annotation of a GenBank genome assembly
GCCCAAAAUCGCUCCCAGACCUCCAGUCCACCCAAGCUCCCCUUGCUCGGCGUCUCUGCCCCUUUGCGACGGUCGACGACAGCCUGAGUCUUUCUCUCUGUCGACUCUCUGUGUCGACUCUCUGUGCUGCGAGCAAGCAAGGCUGCAAGGGACUCCUCAAUCGAUUUGUAUGUAACUCUAAAAAUUCGAAGAAGAAAGCUGCUUCAGAACUCCAUCGUGGCAGCGACGACUCCCAUUGACAGCAGCAGGCAUAGGCAAUUAAUAUCUAGCGGCGAGUUUAUUUUCACUUCCAUAUUCACCCUGAAUCGACAAUAAAAAGGAGAGAGAAGAUGACAAUCAAGCCCUCAAAAUGUCAAAACCUUGUAAUUCCUUUGAACAAUCUUCGCACCAACCUAUUCCUCCACCACCGGUGUCUCUUACACAACGGCCCAGACACUGUAGAGGAAUUACUGGAGAGACACAUAGUAAAAAAGGAGAAAAGCUUGGAUGACGAUGGAAACGAGAUCCUGACUCGGCAACGACUCACUAGCACUCGUCGCGAGGCACUGAGUUUGUAUAGAGCCAUCAUUCGGGGAACCCGGUUCUUCAUGUGGCCCGAUUCGCGAGGCGUGUUGUGGCGUGACGUUCUAAGAGAGAAUGCAAGGAAGGAGUUCGAGUUGGCCCGAUUUGAAAAAGAUCCGGAAAUGAUUACCCGUUUGCUUAUUGGAGGACAUGACGCCGUGGAAGCAGCGCUUGACAAGCUUGUGGAGAAACAGAAGAACCAGAUUGAGAAGGAACGAGGUGAUCAUGAUCGUCGCUGAUUUCUGGCUCAAGGCUGAUAGGGCUCACGGACACUAUGCAUCUGUUUGCUUGCAAGGAAGGAGAAGAAAGUAGAAAUUGUGAAAUCUUGUGUUUCUUCUAGGAUUCUAGUAAGUAAUUGUCUUUGACUUGAGUAUGAUGUCUCUUAAUUGUAUAGUUUCUUAAAAAACUAAAAAAGUGUAAGGAUUAUACCUGUGAAGAGGAGUUCAAUAGCAAGCAAACAAGUGGGUUUGAUGGACCUUAUUUUUUAUUAAAAUAUGUGGGGUUCAUUUGCAUUUUUGGUGAUUUAUUAUUAAAU